This is a messenger RNA of Malurus melanocephalus (red-backed fairy wren), 2729 nucleotides long. It is a transcript of the gene NPTX2, whose product is annotated as neuronal pentraxin 2. The transcript is spliced from 5 exons. The record is from RefSeq and is a predicted model, not a curated record. The coding region runs from base 55 to 1368 and encodes 437 amino acids. Lineage: Eukaryota; Metazoa; Chordata; Aves; Passeriformes; Maluridae.
CGGCGGGACCCGCUCCAGGCACCGCGGCUCGGCCCCGGCCGCUCGCCAGCCGGCAUGCUGCUCGUGGCCGCCGGGCUCCUGCUCRCCGUAGCGGCGGGCGGGCGGGGGUCGCCGGCCGCGGAGCAGGAGAGCCCUCCGGGCAGCCGCUUCGUGUGCACGUCGCUGCCGCUGGACGCCGCCGGCGCGGGCUGCCCGCUGCCCCCCGUGCCCAUGCAGGGCGGCGCGCUGCCCCCCGAGGAGGAGCUCAAAGCCACGGUGCUGCAGCUGCGGGAGACCGUCCUGCAGCAGAAGGAGACCAUCGGCAGCCAGCGGGAGGCCAUCCGGGAGCUCACCGGGAAGCUGAGCCGCUGCGAGGGCGCCGACGGCAAAUCCGCCUGGAAGAACGAGGUGGGCAAGGGCAAGGACACGAUGGGCGACCUGCCGCGGGACCCGGCGCAGGUCAUCGACCAGCUGAGCCGCACCAUGCAGACCCUGAAGGACCGGCUGGAGAGCCUGGAGCACCAGCUCAGAGCCAACGUGUCCUACGCAGCCCUGCCCAGUGACCUGCGGGAGAUGCUGCAGCGGCGCCUCGGGGACCUGGAGCGCCAACUCCUGAGCAAAGUGGCCGAGCUGGAGGAUGAGAAAUCCCUGCUGCACAACGAGACCUCAGCCCAUCGACAGAAGACAGAGACAGCCCUGAAUGCAUUGCUGGAAAGAGUGUCUGAAUUAGAGAAAGGUAACAGUGCUUUCAAGGCACCUGAUGAAUUCAAGGUCUCCCUUCCCCUCCGCACAAAUUACUUGUACGGGAAGAUCAAGAAGACUCUGCCAGAGCUCUACGCCUUCACCGUGUGCUUGUGGCUGAGGUCAAGUGCUUCUCCUGGAAUUGGCACUCCCUUCUCUUAUGCUGUUCCUGGGCAAGCCAAUGAAAUUGUGCUCAUAGAGUGGGGCAAUAAUCCAAUUGAACUGCUAAUUAAUGAUAAGGUUGCCCAGCUCCCUCUCUUCAUUAGUGAUGGAAAAUGGCAUCAUAUCUGCAUAACAUGGACAACCAGAGAUGGAAUGUGGGAAGCUUUUCAGGACGGAGAGAAGCUUGGCACUGGGGAGAACCUUGCACCUUGGCAUCCAAUUAAACCUGGAGGUGUCUUGAUCCUGGGUCAGGAGCAGGACACGGUGGGAGGAAGAUUCGAUGCAACUCAAGCCUUCGUUGGGGAGAUGAGCCAGUUCAAUAUAUGGGACAGGGUGUUGAAAGCUGAAGACAUCAUGAAUAUUGCCAACUGCUCCAUCAACAUGCCUGGCAACAUCAUCCCCUGGGUGGACAACAACGUGGAUGUGUUUGGAGGUGCUACUAAAUGGCCUGUGGAGACCUGUGAGGAGCGUCUGCUCGACCUGUAGCUGUGAUCACUCCCCAUCCAAGUGCCCCCUUUAGUAGGACAAUCUCCUGUGCAAUCUAAAGCACUUCUUUUUCUCCUUUCCCUUCCCCAGUCUCAACCCUUAUUGAAAGAAAAAAAACAAUUGAGUAAACUGCCUCAGUGCAAAGAUAGCUGCUAGUUUGGGGCAUUGAGCCUGACUAUGAAAGGAGCACUUCUUGCUUUCUUCUGGCCUGAUCCAAAAACAYGCUUUGGCCUGCAGCAGCCUUUGUGGGCCUGAGCUUAGAACAUCAGCUCUUCUGCAGGGAGGAGAGCACUCUGCACCCUCAGGUUCCUGGUGAUUUAACAGGCUAAAUGGGAACCCUUCCUUCCAGUCUCUCCUCUGAAUUGAAGCCAUUCUUUUAUAGCCCUUUUUAAAAAAAAAAUAAAAAAAUCUCUUAAUCCUUACACUGCAGUGGUUAUGGUGCAACUGUGGGUAGAGCAGAACAGCCACUGUCUGAGUGCAAGGCUUUUGCUUUUUAAUUUGCAGAUUAGAAAUCCUUGUUUUAUGAUAAAGAGGUGAUGUAUUUGAGACACAUUGUACCAGUUCAAUUUGAAGAAAGGGCUGUUGAAUCAGCACAGCUCCAAUGAGGCAGAGGUGCUUCAGGUGAGGUUCUGUCCCAAAGCCUUUCCUUUGCUAGCCAGGAUCACCCAGCUGGGUGAGAGAUUGUACUUGUAUUUCCUGUGGGCUGAAUGUACUGAAUUCCUACUGACCUGGCUUGUAAACUUUUCUCCAUUGUUUCUCUUGCUUCAGUCAAUGUCUUUAUUUUUUUUUUUAAAUAUACAAGCUGUGAUUAAGUGAAUUUCCAUUUUGUUUUGCUUUGAAAGGCCUUUUUAUGAGCAAGUGCCAAAGUUCAGUUUCUGCUUGCUGAGAAUUGCUCUCUACUUUUCCAGCAUAAAAGUCUUCUGCACUGGUUUCUAUGUUAUUACAAUGGUCCAAUGUAAUAUGAARAUGUGCUGCUUUUUCAAUUCUUGUUGACUGUCUCUUCUGUAAGCACUGGGCUGACUACUAUAUUUUUUUAUCAUUUUCUCUCAAUAUUUUGCAAACAAUGUUGCUGUUUCCUUGGCAUUGAUGUGACUACUUGGUUUGUGGCUCGCAGAUAGCAAAUGCACUGUAAUGGGAAAGAGUUAAUACUUUUGUUAUUUAAAAGAAAAAGGAUUUAAAGGGGGGGGAGGGGGAAUUUAUAAAGCUAAAUAUCAUAUUUUAUUUUUCAUAUGUUUGAAUUGUAAGAAUAAUAUGGUGACAGUCCCAUUUGUAGGGUAAAGUUACAUAUUUCCAUGAAUAUGUAGUAUGCUGUUCUUAAAAGAAAAUUCUUAUAAUGAACUUUUAAUUAAAAUGCACUGUAA